Messenger RNA from Anisakis simplex (herring worm), 312 nucleotides. Lineage: Eukaryota; Metazoa; Nematoda; Chromadorea; Rhabditida; Anisakidae. The record is from the annotation of a GenBank genome assembly.
UUGGAUCGUUGUUCUGGUCAGAGUGAUCCCUUAUUGUUUAUAAUCGGUAAUAAAGGUGAUCUGGGUGAGCAACGGCAAGUGGCCUACGGUGAAGGUGCUACGAAAGCCUUAAUGCAUAACGCUAAAUUCUAUGAAAUUACUGCUAAAGACCCUGUUUUAAUCGAUGAAAUGCUAUUGGACUUAGCUAAAACAGUUCAUAAUCGGAAGACGAACCGAUUCGAAGAAGCGCACGAUGCGGUCGAGCGACUGAUCCCAUUGCAAAGCUCAAAUCCUGGAAUAUCUUUACAUCACCACUGUUGUAAUAUGGCAUAG